Messenger RNA from Aquila chrysaetos chrysaetos, 5627 nucleotides. Its product is annotated as protein Hook homolog 3-like. The transcript is spliced from 23 exons. The record is from RefSeq and is a predicted model, not a curated record. Lineage: Eukaryota; Metazoa; Chordata; Aves; Accipitriformes; Accipitridae. Gene Ontology annotation, molecular function: microtubule binding; dynein light intermediate chain binding. Gene Ontology annotation, biological process: cytoskeleton-dependent intracellular transport; cytoplasmic microtubule organization. Bases 634 to 2646 code for a protein of 670 amino acids. Gene Ontology annotation, cellular component: centrosome; cytoplasm.
GCCUGGGCCCAGCAGGCCGCCUCGCCUGGAGCAAGGUAGUCUGGCUGGAGGCAUCCGUUGCUGUGCGCGUCUGUCCGCCGUCUCCGGUCUUCCUCUUCGCGGCUCUACGGGUGGCUCCGGGGUCUCUGUCCGUCGCCACAGUCCCUGCGUCCCAGGACACACCCUCGCUCUCGGAUGGGUUUGAGUCCUCCUGGGGUCGGCGGAGCCCCAGUGGACCUGCCCCGCCUGACCAAAGCCCCGGGGCGGGAUGGGGAGUCGUAACCUCCGUACGUAGAGGUCUCCAUAGCCUUAACUCUACUUCUGCCGGGAAAAACAAAGGAGCUUGUUCCCCGCGCGCGCCUGCACGGGACUAAGCAGGUUUCAGUGUGUCGGAGAGUCUCGCGUGCCUGGACUUGAUGUUGGAGAAGACAUGAGAGUACUGCUGAGCUUCAUGAGGAAGCAUACGUGUGUAUGAACCCUGGGAAAGAAAAGCCAAUACCUAUUCCAAACUGGAAGGAUCUGCCUGCAUUCAUAUGAGAUCUAGAGGCCAUCUGAGCAACUCCUGACAGAGACUUUGAUCCUUCAAGAAGGGUACUUGUGAAUUUUUUUUGUAAGGUCCCUUUGUGAAAUCCAGACAUUUAAUGUUGAAACACCAUGCCAGACUGUGGAGGACUUAACGAAUGGGGUUGUGAUGGCUCAGGUGCUCCAAAAGAUGUAAGCAACUUGAAGAAAAUUUUAAAAGGGAUACUGGAUUAUAACCAUGAGAUUCUAGGGCAACAGAUUAACAACUUCACUCUUCCUGAUGUUAACCUGAUUGGAGAGCACUCUGAUGCUGCAGAGCUUGGGAGAAUGCUUCAGCUUAUCUUGGGAUGUGCUGUGAAUUGUGAACAGAAGCAAGAAUACAUACAGACCAUAAUGAUGAUGGAAGAAUCAGUUCAACAUGUUGUCAUGACAGCCAUUCAGGAGUUGAUGAUUAACGAGUCUCCAGUCUCUUUUGGAAAUGAUGCUUACAUUGACCUUGAACGUCAGUUGAAGAAAACUACAGAAGAAUUAAAUGAAGCCCUAGCAACAAAAGAAGAAAUUGCCCAGAGAUGUCAUGAAUUAGAUAUGCAGGUUGCAGCACUUCAAGAGGAGAAGAGCAUUUUACUUGCUGAGAACCAGAUUCUGAUGGAACGUUUGAAUCAAUCUGAUGCUAUCGAAGAUCCUAACAGCCCUGCAGGUCGUAGGCACUUGCAGCUGCAGACCCAAUUAGAGCACCUCCAAGAGGAAACAUUCAGGUUAGAAGCUGCCAAAGAUGACUAUCGCAUACGUUGUGAAGAACUAGAAAAGGAAAUUGCAGAAUUGAGACAACAGACUGAAGAGCUUAGUACAUUAGCAGAAGAGGCUCAGUCUUUGAAGGAUGAAAUAGAUGUACUCAGGCAUUCUUCUGAUAAAGUGGCCAGGUUAGAAAGCCAGGUAGAGUCAUACAAAAAGAAACUGGAAGACCUGGGUGAUUUGCGGCGGCAAGUGAAAUUAUUAGAAGAGAAGAAUACGGUGUACAUGCAAAACACUGUGAGCCUGGAGGAAGAACUAAGGAAAGCCAAUGCAGCACGUAGCCAGCUGGAGACAUACAAGAGACAGGCAGUGGAAUUACAAAACAGAUUAUCUGAAGAAUCCAAGAAAGCUGAUAAACUAGAUUAUGAAUGCAAAUGGUUGAAAGAAAAAGUAGACAGCCUCCAAAAAGAAAAAGAUAGGUUAAGAGCAGAAAGAGAUUCCUUAAAAGAAACUAUUGAAGAGCUCCGUUGUGUACAAGCACAGGAGGGUCAACUCACCACUACAGCACUGAUGCCCCUGGGAAGCCAUGAACCUUCAGAUAGUCUAGCAAUGGAAAUUGUUACUCCUGAAAUCAAGGAGAAACUCAUUCGCCUUCAGCAUGAGAACAAGAUGCUAAAGCUGAACCAGGAAGGUUCUGACAAUGAAAAGAUCACCUUGUUGCAGAGCUUGCUUGAUGGUACAAAUUUACGGAAGAAUGAAUUGGAGACAGAGAACAGGCUGGUAAAUCAGAGACUGCUAGAAGUACAGUCCCAGGUUCAAGAACUACAGAAGUCUUUGCAGGAGCAAGGUUCAAAAGCUGAAGAUGUAAGUAGAAAUUCGCUGCUUCUGCAAAAGAAACUUGAAGAACAUCUUGAGAAGCUCCAUGAAGCUAACAAUGAGCUACAGAAGAAACGAGCUAUUAUUGAGGAUUUGGAACCAAGAUGUAAUAAAAGUUCACUCAAAAUUGAAGAAUUACAAGAAGCUUUGCGGAAAAAAGAUGAAGAAAUGAAGCAAAUGGAAGAACGAUACAAAAAGUAUUUGGAAAAGGCCAAAAGUGUUAUCCGCACCUUAGAUCCUAAACAAAACCAGGGUGCAGCUCCUGAGAUUCAGGCACUGAAAAAUCAGUUGCAGGAACGUGACAGAAUGUUCCAUUCAUUAGAGAAAGAAUAUGAAAAAACAAAGAGUCAAAGAGAAAUGGAAGAGAAGUUUAUUGUUAGUGCCUGGUAUAAUAUGGGAAUGACUCUGCAUAAAAAAGCAGCAGAAGACAGACUGGCUAGUACAGGCUCAGGACAGUCCUUCCUAGCUAGGCAAAGGCAAGCCACAAGCACAAGGAGAUCUUACCCUGGUUAUGUCCAGCCAGCAACAGCAAGGUAAAGAAGCCUUGCCUUUAGAAAGAAAAUUGCCUUGUGAUCCAGGCCACUUCUGUUGCACAUGACAUUUCUGGAAACUCAACCAGUAUCCUAUCUCUUUGUCCCUUGUAACCACUGUUAUUUCUCAGUUCAAAAAGGGGUUUUAUCAUGGUUUCUCAUUGUUCUAAUGUAUUUUGUUCAUGUUUUUUGGAGUCUCUGUCACUUGCUCUCUGCCUUUUUGAUUGUGCAAAAGUUUUGAAAAAAAAACUAGAAAAAUGUUGUAUAAUAAUGGAAUCUUUAAAAUUUCUAUGAAGCCUUAUAUCUCAUAUGAAAAGCCUGACAUAGGCUGUAUAGCAAACAAAUUUGUCACAGUUGAUAUAUUUGUGUCUACAUGUAUUAUUAUCCUAUGUUAUUGUGAAAUGUAUUUCCAGCCAAAAAACUUAAUAUUGGCAAUGAGAUUAGCCUAGCCUCAUCCUUUGCUAUCUCUUUUAGGAUGUUUAUAAGUUAGAAAAAGCAGAAAGCAAACAACCCCCCCCCAACAAAACCCUAAAACAAACAAACAAAAAAAAACCCUAACCCCCCCACCCAUCUUCGCCUACAUACAGAGGUUGCUCCUAUUCUUGAUGCUUGGCAUUUAGUAAGGAAGUGGAAUUUUUGCAGGCUUUCUUUUAUUCUUCCCUAAAAAUGGUUCCUAUCUGCUUUUGUUUAUCAGCUGCUGUUAUGUUUGCUGACAGGUGAAUGUUUUCAAAUGGUUUGUUCCACUCAUGUUGAAGUUUGCAUAUGUGUGUGUGUAUGAACAUAUAAAUAAAUAAAUAUAUAAGAAAAUUCAAAAAUAUUCAAAAUGCUUUAAUAUGCUAUAGCAUCAUUCAUUUAAAAGAAGGCAUUUAUUUUAAACAUUUUGUAAUUAUGGACUAACAGUACAUAAUGGAUCAAUCCAUCAAGGUCCAAAUAUGUAGUGUGGAGGUUAAUAUAGUCAAAUUGUUAUCCCCUACUAAAAGAUCUAUUUUUAACAUAUUAAUUCAGAGGAUGAUUAUAUCAGUUGCCUGGUACUAGCAAUGGUACUAGCUUCUUGAGGCAAGUUUCUUUGUUGCUAGCUGUGGAAAAUUGACUGUUGUUUAUUGUACUAACUUAAAUGUGUAACUGUCUAAUAAUGUCUCACCCUUGUAGCACCUUUUUGUUGGUCAGUGGAAUGGAUGAGGGUGCCUAUUAUUAAUUUAGGCCCUGGUCCUAUAAGUUCUGAGCAUCCCCUGAAUAAUUCUUAAGUCCCCCUAUCAUUUAUUUCAAGUAAUUGAUGGUGCUGGACACAAAGCACAUCUGAUCAUUGGUUGUAAUACAUUUGCUCUGUUCAGGGGAGAGUUUCAUACGCAUGCAUUUUGUGGCAAUUUCAUCUUAAAGAACUUUUUAUUUAAUCUGUUUUGCUCCUAAAUAUGCAUAGUCUAGUUUAUAAAUUUAUCUUUUUUACAUUAUUUUAAUACUUUCUCCAGUGAAAGCUCUUACUUCUUUUGAUAUAUCCCUUCAGAUAAAACACACAGUAGCUUUUACUUUAACCAUCCCACGAUAUAUUUUAAUCUACACAUACCAUGGAAAAGGCAAAGGAUCAUUUAAAACCAGCAUGCUUGAAUUAAAGGAUAGGUAUAGAUGAGUGGCAUUUAUAGAAACUGUUUUAAAGCAUCAGCUGUUUGUAUAAAAUCCAGGCUAAAAACCUGCAUUCAAUAUGUGUUUGAAUAACUUUUACCCUUUUUCAUUUGCUUUUUUUUUCCAGCAAUGCAAACAACAUCUUCUGAAGUCUAAUCACUGAUGUAUAUGUUUGUCUACCACAACUGAUCUUUGUGCAAAGGAGCAAAUAUAAUCAUUUUUCUGAGUGAAUUUAACAUUCUUGAUUGACAACAUAGCAUUUAUAUAUCAUCCAAAGGAAAAAAAAACCCAAGAAUAUUUAAAACUAUCUUUUUACUUUUGGCUGGCUGGCUCUUCUUAUCUGUUACCAAACUGCCAAAAUCGAUUUGUGAAAGAAAGGGAUACCAAGACUUUAAUAGGAGGUUUUUAUCUCCUUGAUUUGUCUACUAAUUCAGUUUACUAUUGCUAUUAAUUUGAUGUGUGUCUAAAGGAAACUCAAAUACAGUCUCCACACUAGAAUAAAACCACUUGCUCUUCUUAUUUUAUAAUUUGUGUUACCAUUUUGCUAAGGCUUCAGUCACAAAGGCUCUUAUGCAAGUUAUACACUGAACAAAUAUUCAUUAGAAACCUUCCUUCUGGCUUUUACUUUUCUGUCUCUUGGGUCUCUGUUCUUUUGUCUUGUUUUGAGGAGUUUUACCCUCCUCCUUUUCCCACAAGAUUAGCUACUAUAGUGUUUUCCUGGGUUCUCUCCAAGAAAAAAAAUCCUAUUCAGCUUUGUGAUACUGUAUAUGUAGAAGCAAAAAACAGUAAUAUUGAAUCUCUGCUUCACUGCUGCUGAUAAUAAUUGUCAGGUAAAACCAAAUAAAUAUUUUGUUCUCUGAGACCUUCCAAAUUUGUAGAAAUUCUGUAUUCCCCAGAAUUUGUGUUACAUUUAAACCUCUAAAAGUAUGUAGGAUCUUUUAGAAAAUUCUCUAAAUACAGUCUGGUUAGUUCCAGGAGGUCAUUUAUUUUAUGUUUUAAUAGUAACCUAUAGGAUUUCAUUCUUUGUUCUUAAGCAUUCACUCUUAAUAUUUGUUGCACACAUCAGUUACUGUGUGUGGAUGGUUCUCUUCAAUGCAGGCGGUGAGCAUCAGUGAACCUUCCCUGUAACAUUUCUUUAUUGGAAGGAUUCAACUUCAUUACUUUUCUGUUAAGGAAUCUUGCUAGUUAUGUAGCUUUGGAAAUAAUUUUGGUAUUAGAAACAGAGUUCAGAGUGUGACUUCAAGGAGUAACCAGCUGUAUGGUUUAACUACCAGUGAGUACUGUCUCUUUUUCAUAUCUUCAGUAAUAAAAGAAUAUAAGCAAAAAAGCUGAAAAACAGAUUUUCUCAAUACAAUAAAUACUUAUAAAUUU